AUGCACCACGGGCUGCUCCUAACCUGGGCCCAGGCACUGAGCCAGGCUGCCUUCCUCACCUCAGGAGCUAUGAAAGGCAAAAUAGUAACAAAGGGGAAUAUUUCUGCAGAAGAAGGUGACUCUGUCAUCUUACAAUGUCACCUCUCCUCCACCACUGCUAAAGUGACCCAGAUCAACUGGGAGCUUCAGGACCAACUGCUGGCCAGUUAUCAUACUGACUUUGGAUGGUACAUUGACCCAGGCUUCAGGGAGCGGGUGGCCCCAGGCCCCAGCUUGGGCCUCACCUUCCAGUCGCUGACCACAAAUGACUCAGGGGAGUACUUCUGCAUCUAUCAUACCUACCCUGAUGGGAUUUACAAGGGGAGAAUCUCCCUGGAGGUGCUAGGACGCUCAGUGGCUGAGCACAGCACCUGGAUCCCGAUUCCAUUGCUUGGAGCAGUGGCCAUAGUCCUGGGGGUCAUUUGCAUAACAGUCAUCGGGGUGGUCGUAUUCACAAGAAAGAAGACAACUCUCACAAUCCAUUCUGGGGAAAGUGGCCUCAGAAGAACACCAGCUGAGGUACAGGACUGGAGCUCUGGCAUUCCCUCUUCCCCCGGAAGCUGCGUCCAGGUGGAAGCUGCUCCUGCUGGUCUCUGUGGAGAGGAGCGGGGCGCUGAGUGCGCUGAGCCGCCCGACUACUUUAAUGUCCUGAGUUACAGAAGUCUGGGGAGCUUCAGCUUUCCAACAGAGCCUAGUUAGCAUCUAGAGGCAUCUUCUGGCGACACAUUCCUUUCUUUCUAUUGCAGUGGAUGUGUAAGCCUCUGUAC
Castor canadensis (American beaver) is the source of this 806-nucleotide messenger RNA. It is a transcript of the gene Tigit, whose product is annotated as T cell immunoreceptor with Ig and ITIM domains. Gene Ontology annotation, molecular function: signaling receptor binding. The record is from RefSeq and is a predicted model, not a curated record. Gene Ontology annotation, cellular component: cell surface. Gene Ontology annotation, biological process: negative regulation of T cell activation; negative regulation of interleukin-12 production; positive regulation of interleukin-10 production. Lineage: Eukaryota; Metazoa; Chordata; Mammalia; Rodentia; Castoridae.